GCACAUGCGCUAUAUUUUCUAUCAUCCAUAUUCUUUCCCGUUGGCUUGAUCUUAUGAUCGGCUUGGUCUGUUUAAUCCACUGUUACCAAAAAAUUACUGAAUCUCGGCACUACGGCAAAAUUUAUUUUCCCCAAUACUCAGUAAACCUUGAUCUACACGUGCCAAAUCCAAGAGCCUAUGGUUCGCAAGUGGCCGAAUACCAAUAUUUGAAUAAAUAUCCACGCUCCACAAUCUUGUAGCCAUAUACUUUCCUUUUACCAUAAUGAAGUUGGCUAGUGUUUUUGCUGCAUCUUGUGUCCUUUUGGCCGCUAUGGCUCAGGCCAAGCCCACUAACAAGAAGUGUCAAACUGGUCCUCAUGGCGUCAAGUAUGUCAAGGGUCGCCAAUUCGAUCGUAUCUUUCAAAUUGUCUUUGAAAACCACGAUGUUUGGCCCGUUCAAGCUGAUCCCUGGUUUAAUAAAUUCUGGAAGAAGGAUAACCAUCGUCUUCUCGGUAACUACCACGCCAUUACUCACGUUUCUCAGCCCAAUUAUUUCAACAUGAUUGCCGGUUCUGACUUUGGUGACAAUCUUUACAACGCUGUGGCACAUCACCCCGAAGUCGCUAACCUUACCUCGCUCACUCUGGAAACUUACUACAAAUAUCCCUGGCUCGCUGAUUCCGAUAAUCUUAUCAACUACCCCGCCAAUGUCAAGACCGUUAUUGAUGUUUUGGAGGAAGCUGGUGUCUCCUGGAGAGCCUAUGCUGAAGGCUAUCCUAUCCACCAGGGAUGUAAUUUCACUAUGACGGUAGAUAGCACUGCCUAUGCCCGCAGACAUUUCCCCUUCGUCUCUUUCGAAAGCAUCACCAAUAAGCCAGAGCGUUGCAACAAUAUCUUCAACUCUGACCAAUUCUUCGAGGAUUACAAGAACGGCGAGCUUCCCCAGUAUAUCUACUAUGUUCCUACCGUGAAGGAUGAUAUGCAUGACACCAACACUACAUAUGGCUCUCAGUACAUCCAAAAGACCUGGAGCAAGAUCUUUGAGGAGAAGUACUUUAACGAAAAUGCUUUGAACAUCUUGACCUUUGACGAGUCUGGCAACUUCACCUUUUCUGACAUGAACAACCAGAUCUACACCACCAUCUGGGGAUCUGGCGUUGAGACCAAGUCCACCUGGGAUCACAUUGACUGGGCUUACUACAACCACACUUCUCUCAUCUCCACCAUCGAGGACAACUGGACCGGCAAGAUCGGCCAACUCGGCACUAAUGACACCUUUGCUAAUGUUAUUAGAGUGAAGAAGCCAUAUACUAGCUAAAGGGUUUCCUAAUUAGAUUACCACGUACCCUUUUACAAAUAAACUGACAUCCACUGCAAAACCAUUCCUGAUGAUAUUAGUCAUGAUCUACCAUUGUAUAUGGGAGGAAAUA
Umbelopsis ramanniana AG is the source of this 1409-nucleotide messenger RNA. RefSeq lists its product as uncharacterized. The coding region runs from base 263 to 1297 and encodes 344 amino acids. The transcript is spliced from 6 exons. Gene Ontology annotation, molecular function: hydrolase activity, acting on ester bonds. The record is from RefSeq and is a predicted model, not a curated record. Lineage: Eukaryota; Fungi; Mucoromycota; Umbelopsidomycetes; Umbelopsidales; Umbelopsidaceae. Gene Ontology annotation, biological process: phospholipid catabolic process.